AUGGAUGCCGACGCUGUCAAUGUUGAAGGCUAUGGCCACAACAUUGGAUGGGAUGACUGCAGUAUGGACAUUCUACCAGAGAUGAACUGUGUGUACAGGCAGCAUUUCCAGCCUUCUGAAGACACGUUAGGUUUUGUCCUUAAACAAUCACAGUCAUACCUCAGAGCACUGGCGGGACGCGAAAGCUUUGCCGGGUUCUUAAAUGUCUCACUCAUGAGUGACAUACUAGUGAAGAGAACAGAAGUCAUUUUUGAUGCACCGAGCCCUUGCGUACUUCAGUCUGAGAAUGGCGAAGCUAGUACCAAUAUCAGCUGGCUCGAUGUUGUCAAGGCGAAGAACUAUCAGGCCGAGCAUACUGGCAAUGGGGUUUAUCAUUUCCAUAUGCGAGAUCGGGGAGUGAUUGUUCAGUUGUCUACCUUCCAACACAAUAUGCUUCUUUCGGGAUUACCCCGGAAGCUUGUGCAACCCUGGUCAUACGAGAAAGAUGUGCAGAUGGAGAUGUAUACUCUGGCCCUGGCCGCCGAAAUGACAUCACUUAUGAACCAAUUUGCAUCGGAAGUCAUCAAAGCAAACAACACUGUGCUCGAAGAGAUAGCCAAAAGAGACCAAGCACUCCGCCACUCCCCGCUGCUCGGUCAAAGAUCAGCGACAACACCCUUUUCCGAACUUGGUGCGGUCUCAGUUGGGUUGCCAGCACAUUCCUCACCAGCCCAGGCUGACACUGACUCACUCGAUGAGGCGGCUGUCGAGACUCGCGGCCCAGGCGUUCAAAGCAAUACUAGAAGACGCUGUGCUGCAAAACGGAGCUUUUCCAAAAAUCAGCUUUGGUGUCCCGAUGUGUUGAAGCAGUUUCCCGAAUGGUUCGAAGACCAAGUCCGAAGAAAUCUGUCGCAAGAAGAGAUUGCUCGAAAUUUUGAAAAAAAGUUCAAGCAAAAACGGACAUUCAAUGCUCUCGAGGCGAAGUUGUAUAAGAUAACAGGAAAGAGCUCCUAUAGGAAGCGCGGGAAACAGUCUCCGGUUCCCUCGACAACUCGCAAAUCCUCACCAUCUCAUCAGUCGUCAGGGGCAUCAGAUUUGCUUCAACAAAUGAUUAUGCGGUCAAACAUGGAUGUUCACACCUUAUAUCUAUCCCCGAGCAUUGUUCCAUAUCUUGCUCCAAACAAUAGCGAGGAUGGCAAUCCUAACGCCCAUACAGGUGCUCAACCGACUCACUCAGCCCCAGAGUCUAACGGUUCAAACCCAUAUGACCUCGCGGAUGAAGAGUCAGAGUGUCUGGGCCCAUCCAGGGGACGCAUUUUUCAGUCAGGUGAAAGCUCUCAGGUCGAUGAAUUGACCCAAAGCCUUCCGAGCUUUUCAGGUGAGGCGGCCGAAAGUCCUCUGUAUUUAGACCAGUCAGAGAAUGGCCACUCGAUCCAUGCAAUGGAGGCAGAUCCGAGAAGGGGCGAUUCUAGCGCCCCUCGAGAGUCUCCGCCAGAGGCCCGUCGGAUAAAAGAACCUAUUCGAUCCCACACCGAAGAUAAUAGGACGCCUGCGAUGUUAGGCCAAAUGCUCCUUCAUUCUAGUGAAGUCACACCAAUGCAUAUGGAUCAUUCGGUUUUAUCACAAGUCAACCGACCCGCAGGGAAUGAUGUUGGACAAUGCACAGUACGUGAGAGUCAAUUUUAUGGACUUUCAGCGCAUAAGAGUACUGGACAUGACCCUGAAGAUAGCCUCGAUGCGUUCGCCAGGGCAACAGCCUCCCUGCAAGCUUCUCAGUCGAGCGCCACUGGCAGUUCGACUGAGGGACACUCUCUGAACAGAAUGAAUGGGCCAUCCACCGACACUCUCAAAGAGGAUUUAGCCGAGGAAGAAUUGAUACGAAGGUGUGUUCUCGAGAGAUCUCAAGCACAGGUGCGACCUCAUCGCCCAUGGAAGAGCGGGGACCUGAACCGCUUGCCACAAUGGCUUAUGGUACGGAAGCAUCUACCAAAGAACAAACUCGAAGUUGAGUUUCUGAGAGACUUUGGACACUAUCGAACUUCCUGUGCCAUUAGCACUGCUUGCCGCAAAAUAAGGAAGGCAGAAGCCCGUCAGAAGAAUGCAAUCUCAAACUGCACCUCAAUUUCACUAUCUCAGGCCAUCCCUGGCGUCGUCGGUUCUACCCAAAUAUCACGGACAUCCAACAACAUCACUGGAAACGACACGCCCGGGUUGAACCCAUCUCACAUGCCGAGCAAGGAGUUGCAUGCUCCUGAAAAUUCACUGUUGGAGCGACCUCGCUCACCACAGACGCAGCCGCAGAUUCCAGACUGCAGAGAGGGAUCUUCUUCUACCCACUCUGCUUUGUCACAUGAUGUCGAUGAAGCAAUGUAUUAUACCACAUCUGCUGCCAUCGCCUCGACAUGUGCUCCCCCGCAGACUGCGGUUUCACAACGCACCCAAUGUGUCGAGAAUACUUCUCAGUUGGGCAACCAGAAAGAGCCUCCCCCAGCUCGGUUUACAGCAGUCAAUGGUGGGAAAGGCCUCCGGGCCAGAUCAGGUACGGAGAACACCACUCCACAGGCUCAGAUGGAAAGGGAAGGCCGUGGAGAUCUGCAGGGCGGGCAAAGAACCAGGCAAACAUCAACACCACCCGAAGGGCUGAUAGGGCAAGAAUUGAAUAGCCAAAAUGGGUCGCAAAGACUGUCGCCCCAGACGCUCGCAGAAGGACGGACCAGUUCGCUUGACUCAGAACCGAUAAACAGCACACUUGAAGCCACUGGGGACCAGCCGUAUAUCCCUGCCGUUAUUUCCGACACCCGCACCCCGCAACCGGAAGUGCGCCCAACUACGCAGAACUCGUCGCAGACUCAAGCAAACCCAGUCAAUAUCCCAUUCCCAAACAACCCCCAGCCCGAUUACACAACAGGCAAAAUCCAAAAUCGUUCGUCCGCCUUCCAGAUCCCAUCCCCACGAACAUCCCAGCCCUCCACAGCACAAUCCCAACCUGAUGGACCACAAUCUGGCGGUGUAUCCGGGAUGGCGCAAACAGACCGUUCGUAUCUACCCCCUCGCCUGUCUUGUGCGGUGCUAACGUAA
Penicillium canescens is the source of this 3057-nucleotide messenger RNA. RefSeq lists its product as uncharacterized. NCBI's taxonomy places the organism in Eukaryota, Fungi, Ascomycota, Eurotiomycetes, Eurotiales, Aspergillaceae. The transcript is spliced from 4 exons. The record is from RefSeq and is a predicted model, not a curated record. The coding region runs from base 1 to 3057 and encodes 1018 amino acids.